AUGGUGAUCAGUGAUACUACUUCUUCAGCAGAUGCUUCUAACAAAACGUUGUGCUGUACCUUUGCUUCGCGCUACGUUCGCGAUGCACUCCCUAGGUUUCAAAUGCCGGAUAAAUCAAUACCAAAGGAUGCAGCUUACCAAAUAAUAAAUGAUGAGCUGAUGCUCGAUGGAAAUCCAAGGGUGAAUUUGGCGUCAUUUGUGACUACUUGGAUGGAGCCUGAGUGUGAUAAGCUGAUUAUGUCUUCCAUAAACAAAAACUAUGUUGACAUGGAUGAGUACCCUGUUACAACUGAACUUCAGAAUCGAUGUGUUAAUAUCAUUGCACACCUUUUUAAUGCUCCUGUUGGAGAUGAAGAAUCAGCAGUUGGUGUAAGCACUGUAGGGUCUUCAGAGGCAAUCAUGCUGGCAGGUUUAGCAUUUAAAAGGAAAUGGCAGCAAAAGAGAAAAGCAGAAGGAAAACCUUGUGACAAGCCUAAUAUAGUCACAGGAGCAAACGUGCAGGUUUGCUGGGAAAAGUUCGCUAGGUACUUUGAGGUAGAACUGAAGGAGGUCAAAUUGAAAGAAGGAUAUUAUGUGAUGGAUCCAGAGAAAGCUGUGGAUAUGGUGGAUGAGAACACCAUAUGUGUAGCUGCUAUCUUAGGUUCCACCUUGACAGGAGAGUUUGAGGACGUGAAGCUUCUUAACGAUCUUCUGAUUAAGAAGAACAAGGAGACUGGAUGGGACACACCCAUUCAUGUUGAUGCUGCUAGCGGUGGAUUCAUUGCUCCCUUUAUUUACCCUGAUAUUGAGUGGGACUUUCGGUUGCCAUUGGUGAAGAGCAUUAAUGUUAGUGGUCACAAAUACGGCCUUGUUUAUGCUGGUAUAGGUUGGGUUAUCUGGAGGACCAAAGAAGAUUUGCCAGAGGAUCUUGUUUUCCACAUUAAUUACCUUGGAUCUGAUCAGCCGACUUUCACACUCAACUUCUCCAAAGGUUCAAGUCAGAUCAUUGCGCAAUAUUAUCAGUUGAUACGGCUUGGCUUUGAGGGUUACAAGCAUAUCAUGGAAAAUUGCAGGGAAAAUGCAAAGAUGUUGACAGAAGAAAUAGAAAGGGUGGGGAAAUUCAAAGUGGUCUCCAAGUAUAUCGGUGUCCCAGUCGUUGCAUUUUCUUUAAAAGACAGCAGCAACUACAGUGUUUUUGACAUAGCAGAGAGAUUAAAGCGCUUUGGGUGGAUUGUCCCAGCUUACACAAUGCCAGCCAAUGCUGAGCACAUUGCAGUGUUGCGCGUGGUAGUAAGGGAGGAUUUUAGUAGGAGCCUUGCAGAGAGACUUAUGUCCAACAUCCAUCAAGUACUAAAUGAGAUGGAUGCUUACCCUGUCGCGGUAUCAAGCAAGUCCACCCAUGUUACCAUUGACAAGGAUAAAACACAAGGAGACAAGGUUGUUACCAAGAAAGAUGUUAUAGAGACUCAAAAGGAAGUAACUAAGUACUGGAAAAAGCUUGUUGAUCGAACCAAGGCAAACGGAGUUUGCUAGUCACCAUGUGCCCUCUCAGUUACGAAUCUGUAUCAUGUUAUUGUAUCAUACUAUCAUACAGUUUAUUUUGCUGGUCAAUCUUUCCUGAUUAAGGGAUUG
Chenopodium quinoa (quinoa) is the source of this 1611-nucleotide messenger RNA. RefSeq names its product glutamate decarboxylase-like. The record is from RefSeq and is a predicted model, not a curated record. Lineage: Eukaryota; Viridiplantae; Streptophyta; Magnoliopsida; Caryophyllales; Amaranthaceae. Gene Ontology annotation, cellular component: cytosol. The transcript has 6 exons. Gene Ontology annotation, biological process: L-glutamate catabolic process. Gene Ontology annotation, molecular function: glutamate decarboxylase activity; pyridoxal phosphate binding. The coding region runs from base 1 to 1512 and encodes 503 amino acids.